AUGCUCGCGGUUGGACAUUGGGCGGUUGUCUUGCUGGUGGUCGCAGCGGAUGAGGACUGUUCACUGCUGGUGGUGAAUUCCACGAUGGGCCAUCGCAUGUAUACGAAAGAUUGGUAUUGUGCAGAAGAAGCCGGAGACCCUGGGACGACCCUCUGGGACAAUGUGCUGGAGUUUAAAGGAACGAGGGGGUCAACCUUGCACUCCGUGCGUUUUUUUCCCACAUGGUAUGCCUUUACACCAGGUCAGCCGAUCCGGAAGGACUGUGUUACAUGGGGCGAUCGGACAUACCUGACCUUCAGGGUGGGCAGGCGGUCAUCUGACGAUGUGCGCGAUGAGUUUAUGUCUGGCACAACCAAAAGAAGCAUCUUGUUGAGUCGGGCCUCGGCAGUGAUCGGUGACUAUAUCCCUAAGAAGUUGAACUUCGCUUUCGAGGGCCUUGCCAUCUUCCUCUUUCGGCGUGGGGCCGGCUUCGUGAGACGUGAGGUCAAACUUCGCUUUGCCCAAGGGCACGAGACUGGAGGGGGCAACGAUUGGUGGAUGGGCAACAGUCCAGACAUUUGUCACCAAAACUCAAGCGGCCGUGGUUUUAUUUGUGGGGAGCUUGGCUUUUACCCAUGGCCACCAGGUAGUUCUAUAUUCGUGAAACCGAACAACCACAGGUUCAAGGUCUAUCCGCGGCCCAUUUGA
This is a messenger RNA of Symbiodinium necroappetens, 687 nucleotides long. NCBI's taxonomy places the organism in Eukaryota, Dinophyceae, Suessiales, Symbiodiniaceae. The record is from the annotation of a GenBank genome assembly.